Fusarium venenatum is the source of this 2232-nucleotide messenger RNA. Its product is annotated as heterokaryon incompatibility protein-domain-containing protein. The record is from RefSeq and is a predicted model, not a curated record. NCBI's taxonomy places the organism in Eukaryota, Fungi, Ascomycota, Sordariomycetes, Hypocreales, Nectriaceae.
AUGCGGUUGAUAAAUGCAAAAACCCUCGAAGUGGUGGAGUUUAUAGAUUAUCAAGUUCCGGAAUAUGCAAUUCUUUCCCAUACGUGGGUUGCAGGACAAGAAGUUACUUUACAGGACAUGCAGAAGAAAGAAGGCACAGAGCGAUCAGGUUACGACAAAAUCAGAAAGACAUGCGAGUUGGCUCUUCAGCAUGAUCUUGCUUACGCCUGGGUUGAUACCUGCUGUAUCGACAAGACCAGUAGCGCAGAAUUAUCAGAAGCUAUCAACUCGAUGAUGAGUUGGUAUCAACGCUCUAAAGUCUGCUACACCUAUCUAGCCGAUGUACCACCAGGCACCGAUAUUCACCAGCAGAAAUCUGCAUUUGCAAAGAGCCGCUGGUUUGAACGAGGUUGGACCCUUCAAGAACUGUUAGCACCGUCAAAGCUCAUCUUUCUCUACGACGAUUGGAACUUUAUGUCUGAACGGGACGAUAUCGUCGAUUUAAUCACACAAAUUACAGGCAUAGAUCAAACCUUCCUAACAGCCCCACUCAUUGCAAAUGAACGCAAUGCUUCCGGAGGUUGUGUUUUGCAGUCUAGGCUCUAUUCAGCAAGUAUCGCUGAAAGGAUGAGCUGGGCCUCGAAACGGGAAACAACUAGGAUCGAAGAUACAGCAUAUAGUCUGCUAGGUAUAUUUGGUAUCAGUAUGCCUCUACUCUAUGGCGAGGGUCCCAAUGCAUUCUUGCGAUUGCAAGAGGAGAUUAUGAAGCAUUCGGAUGAUCAAACUUUAUUGGCUUGGUCACUUCAAGAGGACGACGCAGAAGAAUCGGGAGUCUUAGCUACCUCUCCAGCUGCAUUCUCAGAAUGCAAAGAUUUCAUCCCUUGUAGUGUGGGAACGCCGACACCACCAUUCCAAAUAACCAACAAGGGCCUUCGCAUCGAGAUGCCAAUUUCAACCGACACCUUUACGUAUGGGAGAUAUGGGCUGCUACAAUGCAGGACAAAACAAGACCCUACGACGAUGAUUGCUAUCCCGUUGGAAAGUAGUCGAGACGGUCUCUACGUGCGACGCAAGAAGCCAUUAUGUAAUCUGAAUUAUCGGUACUGGUCAGCAUGGCCAUUGAGCUCAGUUAACCUACUCCCGAGUUUCUCUUUUGCGAGUAGUAUAACCGAGUCUCCAAGCUACACAGUAUUCUUGAAGGACCUCCCUGAAAACUUCUACAUUUCAGAAGUCUUCCCACCGAACUCGAGACCCCAAUCUGAUAUGAGGAUUGUCAUGGCGGGAACCCCUGAGAGCGAGGGCGAAUUUGAGGAGAUGGUGAUGGUUCUGCUCACGAGCUCUACCAACGGGGUUGAUCCUUUGGUCAUAAGAAUCGUUGUGGAAUUGUCUCCUGGAGAGUCUGACUUUAAGGCGUCCUGCUCAUUUGUCAAGAACUCAUAUCUCCACAUGUACGACACGGGACACUUGGAAGGAGACUUUUAUGACAACGUCUCUCUUGCAAGCUCAUGGCACAGCCGUAAAUCUUUAGGGUUUCCAUCUUGGACAAGGAGACCUGAAGCUAAUUAUGUUACAAGCUGCCGCUGCGAGUACCGUUUUGAGAAGACACUUAUUCUGGCAUCAGUGAGGCAGGAAGGCGUACAAGUGGAAGGAAUCACACCACAACGAGGCCCCAAUAUGAUAUUUCAUGGCUGGGAUGCGGAGUCCGAUCCCUGGAGUGAAAAAUUACAAGAGCUUAAAAAAGGAUGGGCAAGGAUCCUUCAACGUCUAUCUUACCAUUGUCGGAAUAGUCUUCGUGUCGUUGUUCGGUCACUUGCCCUUUCGCCUUGGAUAUUCUCGUUUGUGGUCGACCGACUCAUCAUCAGGACUUUGGAUCAAUUUGCCGGGACGAUAUUGCAUAUUUUGGAAUAUUGGAAUGUCUAUGCAAUUGCGGGUUGCACGGCGCUGUCUCUGAGCUAUAAUCGCUUCCUUGCCCAGCGGAUUUCGUGGCACAUUAGGAAGAUCAUACACUCCAUCCCAUUCGCCAGUCAGUUUGGUGGACUCCAGAAGACAGAUGCGCUGGACUGCUUUCUUUUGUAUAUUUGUUGCAAGUGUCUUCCCUCCGAAUUACUAUCAGAUGUUCUUAAAAAGGAUUAUGUAGCAUUGCUGGGCAUAUUACUGGGCUUUGGGUUCCGUCGGGCCUUGUCUGAUGGCGGGCUUGAGUAUGACUACUGCCUCGGGUUAGCGGGGUGGAAUGUUCCAAAGCGGCAGAAGUAA